AUGGCUAAGAGCGCAGAAGUGAAGCUGGCGAUCUUUGGUCGAGCUGGCGUGGGCAAGUCAGAGUCUACAUAUCGUCACCAGGCUACCAUUGAUGAUGAAGUGGUUUCCAUGGAGAUACUAGAUACAGCUGGUCAGGAGGACGCUAUUCAGAAAGAAGGACAUGUGCGAUGGGGUGAAGGCUUCGUGCUGGUUUACGACAUCACGGACAGAGGCAGCUUUGAGGAAGUGCUUCCACUUAAGAACUUGUUGGACGAAGUUAAAAAGCCCAAAAAUGUCACACUGAUCCUGGUGGGGAACAAAGCAGACUUGGAUCACUCCAGGCAGGUCAGCACAGAGGAAGGUGAAAAGCUGGCCACAGAACUAGCAUGUGCUUUUUAUGAAUGCUCUGCUUGCACAGGAGAGGGCAACAUUAUGGAGGCCUUCUAUGAGCUCUGUCGUGAGGUACGGCGUCGAAAGAUGGUCCAGGGCAAGACUCGGAGACGAAGCUCCACCACCCACGUCAAGCAGGCAAUUAAUAAGAUGCUUACCAAAAUCAGCAGCUAAAAAGAGCUGUACUAAGCCAGAGAAGCAUUUUAGAGCAUAUUAGCUUGGUGUAGGGACGAGGCAGGCAGAGCACAUUUAAUUAAAAAUGGUCAAAGCUUUGCAAUUAAAAAAAUAGAAAAGACAAACCACACCACUUUUUUGAGUAACACGGGGUCAGACUUUUUUCCUGUUUCGAGAUGUAUUUAGCCUAUUUAGCCACACUGCUUCUGGCUAACAUGAAAAAAAAAAAAAAAAGAAAUAAAAAAGCAAACUCCAAAGGACUAGAUGGUUGUGGGGAUUGGCACUGACAGAGCGUCUUCUGCUUCUACAAGGCUGGCUCCAAUUCCCUGCAAGUCAGUAGUGCCUAAACAUCAUUUCCAGCCAGCCAGCUGCUCAGUAGCCACUGGAGAGUAAAUUCAGUCCUCAGUCCAUCAACAACCAUCACAACUGGUGUUCUCAAGGACUGAAUACAUGUAGAGGCUGCUGUGUUUUACCAGAAAG
This is a messenger RNA of Fulmarus glacialis (Northern fulmar), 1023 nucleotides long. RefSeq names its product RAS-like, estrogen-regulated, growth inhibitor (gene RERG). The coding region runs from base 1 to 543 and encodes 180 amino acids. The transcript is spliced from 3 exons. Gene Ontology annotation, molecular function: GTP binding; GTPase activity. Lineage: Eukaryota; Metazoa; Chordata; Aves; Procellariiformes; Procellariidae. The record is from RefSeq and is a predicted model, not a curated record.